CUCUCUGGGAUUUUGUCUGGGUCUUAAGUUUGAAGUAACGUCCCUUACUUUCUCAUGGUCAAAUAGUCUGAUCCCCAGUUCUGCUCUUCAAUUCGCAGUUGAUUCUGCUCUGUUGUCUUGCCCUUAAUUACCUCCUUCCUGUUUUCUGUUUUCUCACUUCUCCUCCAUAACCCUCUCUCUCUCUCUCUCUCUCUCUCUCUCUCUAGCCCAUGUUCACCAUGAAGCACAACAAAUUCUUCGACAGCAAACCCUUCCGCAUCACUCUCUCUCUCUCCCUCUUCAUCCUCUUCUCUUUCCCUUCCCUCCUCCUCUUUCGGCUCUGGCCGCAGCCACCCUCGCCUUUCCAUCGCAUGCCUCUGCUGUCGCUCUUCACCACCCGAAGCACCAGUUACGACGUUGCUGCUGUCUCGACGCCUCCUGCUGAGUGCCGUGCAGGGGUCUCAGUCUAUAUCCACGACCUGCCGCCUGAGUUCAACUUCGGGCUCCUCGAGGACUGCCAGCACCUGAACCGGUUCAUUAACAUGUGCCCGCACGUGGCUCACCGCGGCCUCGGCCAGCCCCUCCCUUCCUUGGGCCGUUCCUGGUUUGCGACCAACCAGUUCACCUCAGAGAUGCUCUUCCACGCGCGCCUCGAGGGCCAUCCGUGCCGCACCCAUGAUCCCGCCCACGCUGACCUCUUCUAUGUCCCCUUCUAUGGGGGCUUCCACAUGUCGAGCCGGUCCCGCGAGCCCGAUCCUGUGGUGAGGGAUGCUCUGGCUGUGCGUAUGGUGGAGCACGUCGGCUUGUCACCGUGGUGGCAGCGGCGCCACGGGAGGGACCACUUCAUCACCCUCGGGAGGACUGGCUGGGACUUCCUGCGUAAUCCUAACCCAAGCCAAGAAAUUGGGGCCAACACGCUCCUCCACAUGCCGGCUGUCAAGAACAUGUCGGUGCUCGUGGUAGAGCGCCAGCCGUGGAUUGGGACGAACCAACACGGGCUUCCCUAUCCUUCCUACUUCCACCCCACCACCUCGGGCGAAAUGCUGACAUGGCAGGAAAAGAUGCGGCGCUCGAAGCGGCCCUACCUGUUCUCCUUCAUAGGCCAGGCUCGGAAGGGCGGGGGAGCCAAUGCUGUCGCAAGGAACGAGAUGAUGAGGCAAUGCGCGGAGUCGCCCCGGUGCGAGCUAGUGAACUGUGGAGACAAAAAAAGCAAGUGCCACAACCCGGAGGAGGUGCUUCGGGUCAUGACGAGGUCCGAGUUCUGCCUCCAAGCCCCAGGCGACUCUUUCACUAGGCGGUCGACCUUCGACGCUUUGCUGGCGGGCUGCAUCCCGGUGUUUUCCUCGCGCCAUACAUGCUACACUCAGUACGCCUGGUUCCUUCCUCAGGACUGGAGAUCCUACUCGGUCUUCAUAGAAGCCGAGGGCUCGAAGCAGAUGAAGAGGAUAGAGGAUGAGCUUAUGAAGAUAACACCGCAAAAAAGAGAGAAGAUGAGGUCCAAAGUCAUAGGCUUGAUCCCUAGAGUCACGUACGCACAUCCCAAUGGCACGAGAUUAGGGUUUCGCGAUGCUGUCGACGUGGCACUUGAGGCAUUGGCCAAGCAUAUUGUUGACAAGUCCAUAUGAUCAUAGGAAGAUUUUGCAUUUAUAAAUACAAAUUCGAUAGUUGUGAACUGUGCGAUCCGUGCUUGAUGGGGGAGGGGUUUUCGACUUUGUAACUCAUUGAUCGAAGGAUCGCUUUAGUUGCAAACAUGGCUUGAUCGAUCCAAUUAGCUUGAUUUUCUCUCUUUGGCUUUCGAGUUUCAGCUUUACUGGUUACCUUGAUUUUCCAAUUUACUAGUGGAUUAAUCACAAAAGUCUCAAGAUGUAUUUACAUGUA
Molecule: messenger RNA, 1857 nt
Organism: Eucalyptus grandis
Lineage: Eukaryota; Viridiplantae; Streptophyta; Magnoliopsida; Myrtales; Myrtaceae
Product: probable xyloglucan galactosyltransferase GT17
Exons: 1
Coding region: 210-1604 (464 amino acids)
Molecular function (GO): glycosyltransferase activity
Source: RefSeq, a predicted model, not a curated record